This is a messenger RNA of Prunus armeniaca (apricot), 450 nucleotides long. The record is from the annotation of a GenBank genome assembly. Lineage: Eukaryota; Viridiplantae; Streptophyta; Magnoliopsida; Rosales; Rosaceae.
AUGACGAUGCCGAGAGAGAAAGUAGGUUCUCAACCUGAGUACGAUGACAAAGGAAUAGUCACCUUUGAAGUACACCAUAGAGGUAGAAUGGUAAAAUCCUCAAACCUUAAUGAGUGGUGGUUUUAUGUUGGGGGGUCUAUUGAUUAUUUGGACUGGUGUCUUCUGGACUAUAUAAAUUUGUUAGAGAUAUACGUGUAUGCGAAAGAGCUUGGCUACCAUGACCAAGUGGUUGUGACAGAGAUACAAAAUGUGAUUGUAAUUUACUUGGAACACCCUACUGUUAUUAAUGUGGAUGAAUUUGCUGCGGCUUGGAGGGAGAGGGGUCCUAUUGCAAGAAACCUAACUGCUGAAUUUGAACAUGAAGAUGAGAGUGAUGAACAGUUUGGUUAUGAAGGUAUGUAUGAGGAGGAUGAGGAUGAUGACAUUGCUGUGUUAGAAAUAUGCCCUUAA